GCUCACUCAUCCUACUAGGCCUCGGCUGGAGAUGCAAUCCUUGUACUUCUCGCUGUCAUUGAUAAUCAGCUAAGCUGACAUUCAUGCAACGUUCAAACUUCGAUAGCCGCCUUUCUAGAGCUGACUUGCAAGUACGAGUAGCAUCGGAAGGCACGAAUGCGUUUUGGGCGUGCUAGACCAAGCAAUCUGGAUCUUGCCCAAUGAUUCGUACAGGGCGAUAUUCACUUGCCAGUUGAGAUCGGAAGGAGAGGCUGACACCAGUCUGCUUGGAUGCCUCUCUCGACUGUCAGCCUACGGCAACCGUAUAAAGUAGCUUUCGCACUGGUGAGUAUCUGGGACCUUCUCUUGGUCUUGGCCCUCACUCAGUACCCCACGCCCGCACGGCAUCCACGGUCUUUCCACCACCACACCAUGUCGAGACACCACCGGUCACUCCUUUUCCUUUUCCUUUCUGCUUCACAUCUAUAUGUUCUCUCUGCGCCUGCCGGCCCCGGAAUGUCUGCCGAAGUGAUCACCGAGACAGUGGUCGAGAUUCCUAGCACUCUUGUACUCUCGCCUGCUAGCACCUCUUCGGACUCGGACGCCCAAGCAUCACCGACGCCGGCUCCCAGCAGCGUCGCAUCUCAAAUCGCUGACGGCUCUCUGACCCUGGUUGCAACUACGCAGACGGUAUUGUUCGUACCUUUUGUGGCUGGGGACUCCUCAACCUCUGGCUUGUCUUCGUCAGCCGUGUUCGCUCAAGAUGUGCUGUCAACCUCCACCCCUCAGCCUACGUCCAAUCCGAACGCCAACGCUGAUAACCUCCAAGUUGCUUCAGAAGCAUACAGCUCGCGGACGACACUCUACGUUCCUUCUUCGUCUUCAUCAACGGUGUCUCGUAUUCAAGCUGAAGCGGCCCCGACCACUCUCAUCAUCAGCUCUUCUCCGCUUGCUACGUCUACUAGCAGCUCCUCUGUCUCGUCGGCAACCACUACCUCUGUUCGUCAUUCAGCCACCGUCUCAAUGUGGGAUCCGAAUCCGACCUCGGAGACGCAGGCAGCGUCCAACGCGAAGAGCCAACAAUCCCGGCGGUCUGCGAUCCUCGCCGCCUUCCUGAUCAUUGGCGUCCUCACGAUGUUCGGCAUCACCUACAGCUGCAUGCGCUUUGACCUUCCCUUGCGUCUUGGCUACGUCCGCCGCAGGUGCGACAGCAAGAAGGUGCGCUUCGCGGAUGCGGAGGACGCCAUUGAUGCCAUUGACCCUGCCUACCCUCCAUCCGUUUCCGAGAAGGAGAAGGACAACAUCGCUCCAGACUCAGCCAUCCUCGCGUACCAGGAAGUCUCCGUCCCCACACUCGCCCGCCAGCGCAACGGCCCCGCCCCUCCCUCGACAGGAAACGGUACACAACCAGACUGGCGCGUCUUCGCGAACUACGAUGGCCAAUUCGAGGACGUCACACACAUCCUCUCGACGGACGUCUUCGCACCGCUCGGCCGGCACGCACGGGAAGGUUCGCGCGGGUCCAUGUCCGUGCUCUCCGGCUCGCGCGACAGCUCGCCCCGCACGAGCGGCGGUGGCGCGAGCUACACGGGCGCGUCGUACAAGUCGUGCGAGUCGCACUACUCCGUGCCGAGCAUGGCCCGCCGUUCUGGGGAGUGCCCCGUCACGCCUGCGCGCGUGCCUGAGCUCGAGGGGGAGUGCACGGCGCCGAACUCCCCGCCCUCGCCGGCGCUCCCGCAGACCCCGCACUCGGUCCACACGGAGCCUGGGGUCCCCGUCGGGUGUGUGGGUAGCAAGGAGCCGCACGAGCUCGUGAGGGGCCUCCGUGAGUCGGCCAGUACGAGCGCGGGCUCAGAGUGGGAUGUCGCGAAGGCGUAUGGGGCGCAUAGCAGCGUGGGUGGGGAUUCUCUGUUGAGCCGCGUUGAGAGCGUUGUGUUUGACGGGCCCAUGGAGAGUGUAGAUGUUGGCGGGAAGAAGUGCGUGCUUGUGCAGGGUUGAAUUGUGUUGUUCGCUUGGGCAUUAUGAAUGGAACGCAAUGCAUUGUGGACGUUGAGAACGCCUGAUGGGACCGCCCUCUGCCCGUUUGUUG
This is a messenger RNA of Rhodofomes roseus, 2068 nucleotides long. RefSeq lists its product as uncharacterized. The record is from RefSeq and is a predicted model, not a curated record. The coding region runs from base 271 to 1977 and encodes 568 amino acids. NCBI's taxonomy places the organism in Eukaryota, Fungi, Basidiomycota, Agaricomycetes, Polyporales, Fomitopsidaceae. The transcript is spliced from 2 exons.